ACAGGGAAAGUGUAAAAGUGGACCGGAGGGAGAUCUGGAGGAGAAAGCGGGCCUGUGCCAGAGUUUGUUGAAGGGAAGAGUUAAGGGCCCCCGAGUAUGGGUAGGUGUCAACUUCUUGGGGCAAGAAAGAGAAUAACGGUUGAGAACUGCCGAGGUGCCUGGGAGAGGUUCAGGGCUCCACCAUAGUGAUUAUGAACGCCCUGCUCUCUGACCUGGAGACCACCACCUCACACAUGCCAAGGUCAGGGGCUUCAAAAGAGAGGCCCCCAGAGCCGCUCACACCUCCCCUGCCCUAUGGCCACCAGCCGCAGUCAGGCUCUGGGGAGCCUUCAGGAGGCUCUGGGGACAAAGACCAUCUGUACAGCACGGUAUGCAAGCCUCGUUCCCCAAAGCCUGUGGCUCCUGCGGCCCCUCCGUUCUCCUCUUCCAGCGGUGUCUUGGGCACUGGGCUCUGUGAGCUAGACCGGUUGCUCCAGGAACUUAAUGCCACCCAGUUCAACAUCACAGAUGAAAUCAUGUCUCAGUUCCCAUCUAGCAAGGUGACUGCAGGGGAGCAGAAGGAAGACCAGUCUGAGGACAAGCAAAGGUCUAGCAUCCCCCCCAGUUCAUCCCCUGUUCCCCCAAAGCCUUCGGCCACCUCAGCCACUCUGGAGCUGGACAGACUGAUGGCCUCUCUCUCUGACUUUCGUGUCCAGAACCAUCUUCCAGCCUCUGCUCCAACUCAGCCACCAGUGUCCAGCUCCAUGAAUGAGGGCUCCCCAUCGCCGCCCCCAGGGCCACCUACCAAGGGCAGCCUAGAUACCAUGCUGGGGCUGCUGCAGUCGGACCUCAGCCGCCGUGGGGUUCCCACCCAGGCCAAGGGCCUCUGUGGCUCCUGCAAUAAACCCAUCGCUGGGCAAGUGGUGACGGCACUGGGCCGCGCCUGGCACCCUGAACACUUCGUUUGUGGUGGCUGUUCCACGGCUCUGGGAGGCAGCAGCUUCUUCGAGAAGGACGGAGCUCCCUUCUGCCCUGAGUGUUACUUCGAGCGCUUCUCGCCACGAUGUGGCUUCUGCAACCAACCCAUCCGCCACAAGAUGGUUACCGCCUUGGGCACCCACUGGCACCCGGAGCACUUCUGCUGCGUCAGUUGCGGGGAGCCCUUCGGCGAUGAGGGCUUCCACGAGCGCGAGGGCCGCCCGUACUGCCGCCGGGACUUCCUGCAGCUCUUCGCCCCGCGCUGCCAGGGCUGCCAAGGCCCCAUCCUGGACAACUACAUCUCGGCGCUCAGCGCGCUCUGGCACCCGGACUGCUUCGUCUGCAGGGAAUGCUUCGCGCCCUUCUCGGGAGGCAGCUUUUUCGAGCACGAAGGCCGCCCGCUGUGCGAGAACCAUUUCCACGCGCGGCGCGGGUCGCUGUGCGCCACGUGUGGCCUCCCAGUGACGGGCCGCUGCGUGUCGGCCCUUGGCCGCCGCUUCCACCCGGACCACUUCACCUGCACCUUCUGCCUGCGCCCGCUCACCAAGGGCUCCUUCCAGGAGCGCGCCGGCAAGCCCUACUGCCAGCCCUGCUUCCUCAAGCUCUUCGGCUGACCGCCCGCCCCGACAGGCCACGCCCCUGGAAUGUCACGCCCUCCGGAUCCCGCGGCCCGGCUCAGAGCCGGCGGCUGCCCCCAACCCGGGUCUGGGCGGCCCCACCCACUGGCGAGAUCCCGCCCCUAAAGUUCUCUUCAGUCCUCGGUGGUCAAAUUUAGAAAAGGCCCCACCACUCCUAAGGUCGCACACCCCAAAUUGUGGGUCUUAUCUUGAUGAGACAUCCCGCGCGAGCCCUUCACUCGAUUUCCACCCUUGGGGGACCCCUCUGACUGGGGGAGAGGCCUUGCACUUCCCGACUAACCCGAGGCCCAGCCGGGACGUCCUGCUCCCUCACCUGUCUGUGCACUUUUUUUCUACCUACAUAAACACACCUUCCACACCU
Messenger RNA from Choloepus didactylus (southern two-toed sloth), 1956 nucleotides. It is a transcript of the gene TGFB1I1, whose product is annotated as transforming growth factor beta 1 induced transcript 1. Bases 192 to 1571 code for a protein of 459 amino acids. The record is from RefSeq and is a predicted model, not a curated record. Gene Ontology annotation, cellular component: Z disc; filamentous actin; stress fiber. Gene Ontology annotation, molecular function: actin binding; muscle alpha-actinin binding. NCBI's taxonomy places the organism in Eukaryota, Metazoa, Chordata, Mammalia, Pilosa, Megalonychidae. The transcript is spliced from 11 exons. Gene Ontology annotation, biological process: muscle structure development; actin cytoskeleton organization.